This is a messenger RNA of Aspergillus melleus, 1350 nucleotides long. RefSeq names its product indoleamine 2,3-dioxygenase. Gene Ontology annotation, biological process: 'de novo' NAD+ biosynthetic process from L-tryptophan. Gene Ontology annotation, cellular component: cytoplasm. The record is from RefSeq and is a predicted model, not a curated record. Lineage: Eukaryota; Fungi; Ascomycota; Eurotiomycetes; Eurotiales; Aspergillaceae. The transcript is spliced from 2 exons. Bases 1 to 1350 code for a protein of 449 amino acids. Gene Ontology annotation, molecular function: metal ion binding; heme binding; indoleamine 2,3-dioxygenase activity.
AUGCUUAUCUCGCCGGAAGUCACUCUUGACCAAUAUGCCGUCUCUCUUCGGAGUGGAUUUCUUCCUACUGUCCCUCCUUUGCAGCUAUUAGAUGACCCUUACUACUGGCCUUGGGAGGACAUAGUCCUUGACCUACCAAAUCAUAUUGAGUCCAGGACUAUCCGGCAAGCUGUCGAUGCACUCCCCGUCCUUUCCACCUCCCGACUCCGUGACGAGCCAGAAUGGAGGCGAGCGUAUAUGUUGCUUGCCUUCCUCACCCAUGCCUACAUCUGGGGAGGAGAACGACCCGAGGAUGUAUGUCCUCUUAUUCAUUUACUUGCCACUUCAUCUAAUAUCUUCCAGAUCUUACCACCCGCAAUAUCAUGCCCCUUCCUCGAAGUCUCCAACCACCUAGAGCUCCCACCUUGCGCUACCUACGCCGCCCUCAACCUGUGGAACUUUGGCAUUAAAGACCACGCUACAGAUAUUACCGACCCUGACAACCUCUACACCACCUCGUCCUUUACCGGCACCAAAGAUGAAGAAUGGUUCUUCAUGAUCUCCGUCGCCCUCGAAGCAAAAGGCGCAACACUCAUACCGUUAAUCCUCGAAGCCAUCCACGCCGUUAGCAUCGAUGAGAGCCAACGCCUAUGCGACCUUCUUGAUCAAUUCACCAAGGGUCUAUCCGAGCUUCGCGACUUGCUAGAACGCAUGUACGAGAAGUGCUCCCCGGCCGUCUUCUUCCACCAACUCCGUCCUCUCCUCGCAGGGAGUAAGAACAUGGCCUCGGCGGGCCUCCCAAACGGCGUCUUCUACGAUGAAGGCAACGGCCAGGGCGAGUGGCACCAGUACAGUGGCGGGAGCAACGCGCAGAGCUCGCUGAUCCAAACCUUCGACAUCUUCCUGGGCGUGGAACACACCGCCACGGGGGAUAUGAAAUCCAGCGGUGUAACAGGACCCGCAGCGAAGACGGGAUUCAUGCAGGAAAUGCGCAACUACAUGCCGGGCCCCCAUCACCGCUUCCUGAACCUCCUCUCCCAAAUCAGCAACGUCCGCAGCUACGCUAUGAGCCACAAGGCCGACUCUGCGGUCCGCGACGCUUACAACACAGCCGUGAUGUCGCUCGGUCGGUUCCGUGACUCUCACGUGCAAAUGGUAACGCGUUAUAUCAUCCUCGCGGCGAAGACGAAACACCCGAACACGAAGCCGACAUCCGCGCAGGUCAACCUAGCCACGACCACCUCGACCCAGAUGAAAGAUCUGAAUGAGAAAGUCACGGGUGGGCUGCAUGGAACCGGAGGGACAGACCUGAUUCCUUUUUUAAAGAAGACGAGAGAUACGACAAAGGCAGCGGCGAGCUAUGUUGAUUGA